AUGAUUACGAUCUUCAAGUCACGCAUCAAGAACUGUUUCCACUUCAUGGCCAAGCGGUCUGAAAUUGCCCUGAGCGAAGCCGAACACCACAGCCCCAGCGCUGGUUUGGUGAGCCAGAUGUGUUAUUUGCACUUGUGGCAUGUGGCGGGAGCUCAUAUGACCACCGACGGCUUAGACGAGGCUUAG
Molecule: messenger RNA, 186 nt
Organism: Fusarium verticillioides 7600
Lineage: Eukaryota; Fungi; Ascomycota; Sordariomycetes; Hypocreales; Nectriaceae
Exons: 1
Coding region: 1-186 (61 amino acids)
Source: RefSeq, a predicted model, not a curated record